Molecule: messenger RNA, 792 nt
Organism: Lithohypha guttulata
Lineage: Eukaryota; Fungi; Ascomycota; Eurotiomycetes; Chaetothyriales; Trichomeriaceae
Exons: 1
Coding region: 1-792 (263 amino acids)
Source: RefSeq, a predicted model, not a curated record
AUGCUUGCACAUUCACGACCAGUCCCAUCAUGGUACCGCAGUUUUUACGAAAAGUACGUGGCCGACCCUGACUUGUUAGACGCGAAAUCUCAGGGCACAGAUGGUCCGCCUGCCUCAGACGAGAUAUACCAUAUCCUCGUCACAUCCUCUCACCUCGGAGCGAAAGAUCCUAACCAGCAAGUCGAGAGAUUGAGGAUUGUCGGCACUUACGACUCGGUACCUCUCGCCAGAGCUGCUGGCCACCGCGCUCUAUUCGAUGCUGGCUACGAAGGCGAGUUCUUCAAAGCCUAUGGCGUGACUCCCGCUUUCUUUGAAGCUCAAAAGGUACCAGCGCAGAACCAAAGUGGUCUCCUUGUUCAUGCUGUAGCACAAGAUGAAACUAUCUUUCAAGUUCGUCUGCUGACUACCGCGAAUGACGCCAAGUGGACGCACCAGUUCGAGGAUGGCAGGAUCUGCAGGGGCUUGUACUAUGUCGUGAAGACUACCACCAAUUACAAUGAUGGAUCCGAGGGUGAGGCGAAAAGGAUUUAUAGUAUCGAGGGUGUGUUCGAGAAAUAUGUGGAAGCUAGAAAGCUGGCCCUCGAUGCUCUACUCGUCGAAGCGGACGGCAUUACUCGGGAAAGCUUUGCUCAGUACGAGGAGGUCGCUGGCGAUGAGCGAGACUGCGGAUAUGGUGAAAAUGUGUUGGUCCAUGCUACGGGACAAGAUGGUGAGAAUUAUUCUAUUGCUGUGGUCCAAGGUCAGGUACUUGAGUCGGUCAGGUUGAUGGAGGCAAGCAUGAGAAUUCGAUAG